CAAUUGCAACGAUUCGGCGUUUCCAAGCAUUCCGUCAUUCUCAGAACGUGCUUCAUGCUAUCACCUAAACAGCAUCGACUACCCAUAAGCCCACUCCGAGCCGACGAGCCAUAUGCAGCCGUCGAGAGAGUAGUAGACGCUAAAAACAUACAACAGGCCAAAGUGGACAAAGCUAUGCACUCACUUCACUACGGUGUGAUGCUAAACCAACUUCCAAGCAAUGGUUUCUACGGUUUACCCGCCGAAGCCCGAGCAAACGAUCAUCUUGCGUACUUUUGGCGCACUUUAUUCAGUCGCAAACGCGAUUUGAUUCCAAACGGACGCACCGCACAGAUCGCCGUGGUCGUAGAGGUUCAGCGUGUGUUCGCGCGCGCGUAUCGCUUUUUUCCGUUGGUUUUCGAUCGGCAGCGGCAAUUAAGCUUCGACCAUUCGAAAACCACCUCAACCGAAAGCAACCCAACAGCAGGCCAAUGAUGUGAAGAAGAGCAAGUUUCACGUUCAAAUUGCGAUAAGGUGUGCAAGUGAUUCGUCAGUGAUGCUGAACCAUUGAAUUAGUGUUACAUCGAUCGUAGAAUAGUUUACCACAAAAAAGGCAAAGAAGAAACAAGGAAAAUUGAUGAAAAUGUGGUUCGCCCAAAUGUCUCUGAAUAUCUUCCUGAUCCUGCUGCUGCUGAUGUGCCACGAGAACAAAUUUCACCGCUGGAAGGUGGAAGCGCAGCUCAGUGCCUUCAAGCCGACCGUCUUUGACAAUACCGAGUGGCGGUUGUUCUUCCACCUGUACAGGAACAUCACCAUGAUGAUGGCCGGUCGUACAGGACUCAAAACGCGGGGAAAUUUUCUGCAAACUCCAGUUCCGGAAAGUGCCCCGUUUCCCUGUGAUACUGCGGUAGGAAGGAGCCGCGAGCCGCCAUCCAGUGUGCACAAGCUGAGACCAGGAGAUGUCAACGUGAUUGCCGCAAUCGGAGAUUCGGUAAUCACGGCCAGUGGGGCCUCGGCCACUAGUUUUUUAGAGCUAUACACCGAGAACCGAGGCCUGUCCUGGUGCAUCGGUGGUCAGUGGAACUGGCGUAACGCCACAACGCUUCCUAACAUUUUAAAAGUUUAUAAUCCUAAGUUAGUAGGUUAUUCAUACCGCGACUCGUACAGUUUCCACUGGGACUCGCAGUUCAACAAUGCAGAAAUCGGUGCCAUCUCCAAAGAGCUUCCUCACAUGGCGCGUCAAAUGGUGACGCGAAUCAAGUCCGAUCGGCGGGUCAACUUCAAAAAAGAUUGGAAAAUUCUCACCUUGACCAUCGGCGGAAACGACAUCUGCGCCUAUGUGUGCACGAUGAAGAAUCCGGAGUCGUUGCCGAUGAAACAUCGCCGGAACCUGUUGGCGACUCUGCGCUAUCUGAGGGACAACUUGCCGCGAACGUUUGUCAAUAUUGUUUCCAUGCCGGACGUGGAAAAAGUUGCAUCACUCGCUGGCAAGCCAGCCAUCUGUUGGAUACUGCACCACGGCGAGUGUCCCUGCUGGGUUGGACCCAUUCACAAUUCUACGGAAUCUUCUAGAUCCAGGUGGGCUCGCAUUCAAAAACAGUACAAAAAGGUCGAAGAGGAAGUGCCGCUAAUGGACGAGUUUCGCGGACUCGAUGAAUUUGCUGUGGUUCAUCAGCCGUGGACAAAGAGGCUUUCCCUAAAUGAUGAUAAAGGAGUGGAUUUCACUCUGCUUUCCUACGAUUGUUUCCAUAUGAGCCAGAAGGGCCAUGCUCGGGCAGCCGCAGCUCUGUGGAACAACAUGCUCGAGCCACCCGGCAAGAAACGAUUAAAUUGGGACCCCCCUUACGUCAACUUCCGAUGCCCUUCGCAGCAAAACCCAUAUUUCUACACCUACGACAACAGCUAGCAGCAACGAACCAAAUUACGUUAUACAAAGUGCAAACAGCUAACAUAAAAAGAAAAAUGUUAUUCAUUCAUCCAUUGGCAAAGUGAUAAUUAUGCAAUGGCAGAGGAUCGAUAAAUAGCGCUGAAUAAUAACAACGAUAAUAAAGAUGAUACCGGUGGUAUGCCAACCAGACA
Molecule: messenger RNA, 2058 nt
Organism: Aedes aegypti (yellow fever mosquito)
Lineage: Eukaryota; Metazoa; Arthropoda; Insecta; Diptera; Culicidae
Product: phospholipase B1, membrane-associated
Exons: 7
Coding region: 617-1885 (422 amino acids)
Biological process (GO): phospholipid metabolic process
Molecular function (GO): glycerophospholipase activity
Source: RefSeq, a predicted model, not a curated record